Molecule: messenger RNA, 1748 nt
Organism: Nematocida parisii ERTm1
Lineage: Eukaryota; Fungi; Microsporidia
Exons: 1
Coding region: 1-1710 (569 amino acids)
Biological process (GO): cytoplasmic stress granule assembly
Cellular component (GO): cytoplasmic stress granule
Molecular function (GO): RNA binding
Source: RefSeq, a predicted model, not a curated record
AUGAACACACAAAAGGAGGAUUCUAAGGCUAAAAAGACUUUUGAUUGUGAUAAGAAGAGGAAGGAUAAGAUAAAACCAGAAAGGGUGCUCAGAAUACCAUGUGAUAUAAAGAAGGGAGACUUUUAUAAAGUAACCCUGCAUAAUAGUGAGAAUGGCACUGGGAGGGUGGUUGACUUCAAUGAGAGGGAGAUAAGGUUCAGUGAGUACACAGAGAGUGACAGUACAGUAGUAUACGAAUAUACGCAUAAGGUAGAUAAUAUCGUAAGUAUAGAGCCAAUGAUACAGUCACUACAGAAAGAGAAGAGUGUUAAGAAUAAUAUAGUUAUAGUUACGAUGAGGACGGGGACUACUGGGUACGGUGAAUUACAGAGGGAGACUAAAGACGUGCUGGUUUUAGAUAAUUUCGUGUUCUUCUCAGAUGGAUCCAUUCCGUACGAUAUUACUAUAAAGAAAGUCUUAAUACGGGAGUAUCUGAAACUGAAUGUGCCUGUAGGGGAGGUAAUUGACAGUGAAGAAUUAGAGAGGACAUUUCAGGUUGAUGAUGAGAUAAGCAAGAAGAAAGAGGGGCAAGAAGGGCGAGUGAAGGAGUUUCAGCCAUUUUAUAGUUCUAAGGAUACGCCUGUAAAUGAAAGUAUUCAUAAGGCGGGGCAUGGUAAGAGAGUGUGGAAUCAGUUUGAAGCCAAUGAGAAAUUAUUCGGGAUGAAAGCCACGUUUGAUGAGUCUAUGUACACAACAGUAUUAGAUAAGAACUCAAAGGAGUACAAGAAGUAUGCACAUGAAGCAGAAUGCAUUGCCAGGAAGAUUGACAAGCCAUCUUCAUCAAACCCACACAUAGAAGAGGAAAGGGGCCGAAUCAGCAAUAAACCAGAGGAUGAGAAGUAUGGAUCAGCAUUCUCAAAAAAAGACCCAAGAAGAGAGAAUAAGGAAGUACCCGUUAAGGAAUUUAAAGAAACUGUCAAUGAACCCAUAAAGGAGGAGACUAAAGAACCAAUUAAUGAACCUGCUGUGGAAGUAAAUGAAAUAACUAAGGAGGUAAAGGAUAUGACCAAGGACGUAUCUCAGACUGACCCAAAGAGUACUGAAUCUGCUGAAGUAUCUGGUAUACCUGAGACUAAGCAGAAUAAUAUACAGAGGAAUAUAAUCUCUACACCACACAUGAAAAGUACAUCACCAAAGAAACAGGAUAAAACCAAACCUGUGCCCCGUGCAAUUAUAGCACAGGCAGGUGUGGAUUUAAGUGACAUGGUAUUCUCCAGUAUGCGAAACAAGAACAAAGCCGAUUCUGCCCCUUCCCCAGGGCAGGCACCUGAUAAAGAAAAGAAAGAAGAGAAAAAACCUUUUGUUAAGAAAGUAAAACCAGAAGACACGCAGAAAUCAAGCACACCACCACGGCAGCCAGGAAGAAGACUUAACCCAGCUGCGAAUAUGUUUGAUCCUGUCACUGCCAAGAGGACUGAAUUUGUUGUUACCCCGGGAGUGGCUAAACAGCUUAGAGAGCUUGGUGAGGCAUGGACAGUCACUGGACAAGUCAGUGAAGCCCUGUGGAAGAAACCAAGCGAAUCAAUAAAAAAUGAAAAUACAGAAAAAGAAAUAAUGAAAAAAGAAGAUUUCAAGAAAAAAAAGACUGAAAAGGAAGAAGAAAAGAAACCAGCCAGGAAUAAUUUUAUACCAAAAAAGGAAUAUUCUAACAAAUACUACAAGAAACCGUAAAUUAUCUUUAUUUCUACUUAACCCUUCAUUAUAACGGU